AUGACGUACAUUACUUCCAUACAUUUGUGCAAAGGUGAAAGAAGUUUAGCGAAGGUUGGUAAUGGGAAUCCUCACGUAAUCGAAGACGACGAUGAAUACAUGGGCUAUCGUAUCCCUAAAAAUAGUUUAGUCGCAAUGGACAUGUACGCGUUAAUUGGAACCCGGAGCGGGGCUAAGGCUUUGUCUUGGCAUUCGUCUGGUACAUUAUUUAUAGAAUCAUUUCUAGCAAAAGCCGAAGCAGAACUCGAAUUAUUCGCUGCUUCUAUUUCUGGGCUUUUAGAAUCGAACGUCCUCGUGCAAAACCGGAGAAGAUUGAUUUAA
This is a messenger RNA of Ambispora gerdemannii, 321 nucleotides long. NCBI's taxonomy places the organism in Eukaryota, Fungi, Glomeromycota, Glomeromycetes, Archaeosporales, Ambisporaceae. The record is from the annotation of a GenBank genome assembly.